Molecule: messenger RNA, 3030 nt
Organism: Orbicella faveolata
Lineage: Eukaryota; Metazoa; Cnidaria; Anthozoa; Scleractinia; Merulinidae
Product: GPI alpha-1,2-mannosyltransferase 3-like
Biological process (GO): GPI anchor biosynthetic process
Cellular component (GO): endoplasmic reticulum membrane
Molecular function (GO): alpha-1,2-mannosyltransferase activity
Source: RefSeq, a predicted model, not a curated record
UCUAUUGAGGUCCAACAAGUGUUCAUUUCUACCCUGUCUCUCUUCCUGAUUUUUGAGAAAAAAAAAAGAAUGCAAGCAGUCUAGACUAGAUUGUUUCAGGAUCCUGACAAAGUCACCUUGUUCCUUGCUGUAUUCACUUGAAGUUUAGGACAGGUCUCACUCACACAGAGGAACCUGGAUCCCACUCUAAAUUUGUAGAUUGGCAUUCUCCCACGUGAGGUACCGCUGGAACUAUCUCCUGGUGUAGCUUGAAACAGAAACUCAAGUGGAAAUACUGCAAAUGAUCAAGUUUGAAAGCCAACAGUUCAGCUGAACACAUCAAGCUCUUGCCUCAUGAUCCAAAUGAAAUCAACCCCUUUUCAAAUACUGAGUAGCUAGAAAUCUAUUUCUCAAAAUGAAAAGAACUGGUUUCAAUUUGAGGACAUUGGAGCAUAUGUCAUCAUUUUUGUCUUAUACCACCAACCAUACAGAUGCAUUCAAAUGAGUGCCCUAGUGACACACCCCUACAAAAGAUUUUCUACUUCCUUAAAAUUCAAUUCAGUGCACUAACACUCCGACGUUUUACUAACUUUAAACUUUUCUUCUCAUUUCUUAAAAUAAAUUUUUGGUUAGUUGUGGUUGACAAAGGGUCACAUUAUCACGUGACUUUAACAUGGGUUGAAUGAAGCUCACGUUAGAUUCUCGCCAAUGUCAAAUUUCCAUCUCUUUAGAGAAAAAACAGAGGUAGACUCAAUUUCAAGAUGUAUUGCCAGCAUUUCCUUUCUGUUGUGCAUCCUCCUGCUUCUGUUCAGUGGUUGAACUCUUCACUUCAUGUACAACAGCAGUAGCAGCAUUAGUAUUCGAACUGUGUUCUUCCUGUUUGUUUUUCAAACCAUGUUCGUUUGCGUAUCUCUCGAGCAAGGGCCUGAAGAUAUAUACUCCGCUGGUAACUCCGACUAAAGUUACUACAAACAGCUGAUGAAAAGGCAUCCUUCCUAUGAAGUCUAUGAAGGAGGACAGCAUUUUGUCAGAAAUUGUCAGAAGUGACAGGCGUUACUCACUCUCGUCUGCGUAAAGACUGGGUUCUACAAAUAUAACGCCUUGCUGAUUUUGAUUUCAAAAUGGCGGUAGAGGAUGUGACCAAGCGAAAACAGGCUCCAACCACUCCUCUAACCAAUAAGUUAUCUCCUCAGUUGUCUUCUAUCCGACAAUCAGAAGUGUCUUGUGAAUCGUCAAAUGUUAUGUUUGUACCAGAAAGGUAUCUACUAGCGGGGUUACUCCUUUUCAGGCUUGUUAAUGCAUUUCUCAUCCAGACAUUUUUUGUGCCUGAUGAAUUCUGGCAGGGACCCGAAGUUGCGCAUAGAAUUGUAUUUGGAUACGGAUAUUUAACGUGGGAAUGGAGAGAAGGUCUUAGAGGCUGGAGUUUUCCCUUGAUCUUUGCAACAAGCUAUAAAUUCUUGGCACUGUUUGGAGUUGACACUGCUAAGUUCCUUGUUGUAGUUCCAAGACUGGUACAAGCUUGUUUUGCAUCCUGUGGCGAUUUGUUUUUGUACAAACUAGCAGUGAGGAGGUUUGGUCCGCAAAGUGGAAUAUGGACGCUCAUUUGCUACCUGAUCUCUUGGUUUACAAUUUAUUGUGUGACUAGGACAUUGACAAAUUCUUUGGAAACUGUGUUGACGACAAUUGCCUUGUACUAUUGGCCAUCGACCCACAUAAGAGACAAUGAUAAUAGCAACGAAAUCAGCAAAGCUCUUAGCUUUGCAGCCUUUUCGUGUAUCAUCAGACCAACAGCUGCCAUUAUUUGGAUUCCAUUAUGUGCAAUGUAUUUACUAUCAUCACCAAACAAGUCAUUGUUUAUAUUUAAGUGUAUUUUUCCAAUUGGAUGUUUGGCCAUGCUGUGGUCUCUUGUCGCGAACAGCUGGUUGUAUGAGAAGUGGACACUAGUGGAGGUCAACUUUGUCAAGUUUAAUGUCAUUAAUGAUAUGGGGACAUUUUAUGGAAGUCACCCAUGGCACUGGUACUUUACUCAAGGAUUUCCUGUUGUGAUGUUUACUCACUUAAUUCCAUUUGCCUUUGGUGUUUAUAAAGCCAGUCCAAGACAGCAAAAUUUGGCAUGGCUUAUCUUAUGGACCAUAGUUGUCUACAGCUUUCUUGGCCACAAGGAAUUUAGGUUCAUUUUUCCAAUGGUCCCUUUGGCAAUGUGUUACUGUGGGCUCUUUGUAAGCUCUCAGUCAGAUAAAAAGGAAAAAACCUCUGAAGGAGAUUUAGCAGCAGUCCUUAGACCUGGAUGGAAAACUAAGAUUAUAGUAUUUUUUCUGGCCAUAACCAAUAUCCCAUUGGCCCUGUACACAAGUACUGUUCACCAGAAGGGAACUGUUGAUGUUAUGGAGUAUAUUCAAGUUGAGAGCUCCAAACUGAGAAGCAAUGAUGACAUGUCAGUGUUAUUUCUGAUGCCAUGCCAUUCAACACCAUUUUAUAGUUUUGUGCACAGAGACAUAAGCAUGAGGAUACUGGAAUGUCCUCCAAGUGACAAGCCAGGCUACAUUGAUGAGGCUGAUCAGUUUUACAUGCAUCCAUCAUUGUGGUUGUUAGAGCACUUUGGAAACUCUUCAGGGCACCAGGAAGAAGUUCGCCUUCCAACACACAUUGUUCUAUACAAUGUGCUUUUACCAGAUAUAUCAGGAGUUUUAGGAGAUUUCCUUUACAGAGAGUGUGCAACAUUUUUCCACACUCAUUUUCCAGAAGGCCGUAUUGGAUCAGAAGUUCUGGUUUACUGCCAUCAGAAAGCAAUGUAACACACAUCCUACACAAUGUGUCAAGACAUGACAUGGUUGCCACAGACAUCACUUUUCAAAUUUCUCUGACUUUUCCCUGAUAAAAAUUAUAUAGCACUUCCCUGAUCUGACCAAAAUAAUACAAAUAGACUACAAAUGUCAGAUCUAGUUGCGGCUUCUGGCGUAAACUUACAGCCGUCCUGCCUUCAAGUUAUUGCGCCUUUCAAUAACAUGUGAACUCUAAAAUUCAAAGCUCAACCAACAAAUGCGUUUUUUG